This is a messenger RNA of Cylindrotheca closterium, 2553 nucleotides long. NCBI's taxonomy places the organism in Eukaryota, Bacillariophyta, Bacillariophyceae, Bacillariales, Bacillariaceae. The record is from the annotation of a GenBank genome assembly.
AUGCCGCAUCAUCAUCAUCAUCAUCAUCAUCAUCCCUACUAUGACUUUGACCAAAUGUCUAGUCUGAUCAAGCGACUCGACGUGAUUGAAAAUGAGGCACCCAGUUUGCUUCAAGCCUUUUACGAGCCUCGAUUGAAGAGUUUCUCUAUCAAACCUGAAAUCGGUAGUCGCAAGAGGGUGUGCGUCACCUCCACCUGUUACGCCCUGGUACAAUUGGCCAUUUCCAAAAUUUAUGACAUUACGAGUGGAUACGGCGCCGUCAUUACCUACGACAAUUCCAUGGAGAGAGGAAAAGGUGACGAAGACAAUGAAAACGUCAAGAUACCAAUCCCCAAGGUCGUGGAUACUUUACUUAGAUGCCCGUUUCGAGAAAGCGAUCUAUUUCAGAUUCCAUUAUUGGCGUAUUCCAUUUUGCAAGUGGACGACGAUCGAUCCAUGAUUCGGUCCGCAGCCAAGUCGGACCCUCAAGUUGCGGCCAAGUUCAAAACCAUGUUGUCCACAGUCUUGAAAGCAGCUCCGGAUCGAAAGCUAGGGUCGAAUCAAGUUCAUUCCGAUUAUGUUCAAUAUCAAGUCUGCAAAUUGAUUGCUCUCCUGCAUGACUACACCAUCAAACAUCAAUCAGACGAUAAUAAUGGUUCCGACGACGGAUAUGGAGGGCUCCCAGAAGAAGUCUUGCCAGACAAUAUCGCCACGGAUGCCUUUUGGGUCCUCCUGAGUUGCGCCGAAGUCAGCUCCAACGAAGUUUGUCGUCAACUAGCCUAUCGGGUGGCCGACGACUUGGGUUCCUUUGAUGUCAUGCGACUGGCGUAUUCCUUGUUGACCUAUGUACGUUCUACCACUAGUCUUUCUGGAAUGUCUGGAAAGGAAAUGGUAGAAGGAGAAGGACCGUCUCCUGAAACCAGAAUACCGCAAUUGAAUCAAAAGCUCGUGGCAGCGGCACUGGCUGCAUUUUUCAAAGAACAAAAUAUUGAUGGGAUGUGGGACAGGGGGCAGCCCAUUUACAAGUCAUUAUCACGAGGCAAGCGACGGGAUAUGGGCAAUGCCUUUGUAUUUCCAGUCAAUAUCGUGGGGAGUUUGCUUCAAAUGCUUCCUGCCGAAGCUUUUCGGCCACAUUUGGCAGCAUUGGAUCGAACGCUGCAGUGGAUUGAAAGUCAUCAGCGAUUUGAGACAGUCGUGAACUAUUGUGAUGAAGAGACUGGAAAUGUCUAUGGCAAGCCAAUGAAGGGAUGGAGUUCACCUCACUUGAAUCCAAGCUCAGGUCCAGAAGCCUGGCCAACUGCUCAAGUAUUGAAGUGUACCUUGUGGAUGAGGCAAACGAUCCGGGAGUUGGUUCAUAAUGACGUCUUGGAAGAAUUCAAUGGGAUUGCCUUUUCGAAACAAAGCGACAAGAAUGGUGACGAUUGGGAUACACUGUUGGAUGCAGAUCUAGGCGGUACUAGCCCAACCAGCGAUGAAAAUAUGGAUUCGUACGAUCUAGGUGGUUCUAGUCCAACCAGCGAUGGAACUAAGGAUCCCAACGACAGUGACACUGACUCAGGUGGUCGGAAUAGCUGCCGCACCAUCAAGGACGUUCUUGAACAACGAGUCAUUCAGCCAUUUGCUGCAUCGAUCGAGAAUCCGUCUUAUGGUGCUGCCUACUCGGCCAUUUUAUUCGGACCACCAGGAGGUGCCAAGACCAGUCUCACCGAAGCAUUGGCACGCAAGAUGGGGUACGACUACGUUUGCAUCGACACGGCUGAUUUCUUGGCGGAUGGUUUGACCAAUGUGGCUGCCCGUAUCCGUUAUGUCUUCAAUCGACUCAUGGCCCUCCAGAAAUGUGUCAUUUUGUUUGACGAGAUUGAAGAAUUUGCCAUGGAUCGAAAACUUCCUAGCUUAUCCAUGGAAUCGCGCAUGUUGACGACCGCCAUGUUGACAGCAAUCAAUGAUUUGCGACGAAAGGAGCAGUCCAUUUUCUUCAUUGCAACCAAUCGCCUGGAUGCCUUUGAUUCGGCCAUUACAAGGCCUGGACGAAUCGACAUGACUCUCUUUGUCGGAACACCCAACUUGGAAAGUCGAGUGACUCAGUUUCGGCAGCAACUGGCCCGUGUCCGCCAUGUGCGAAGAUCAGAGACGAGUGCUGUAGACGACGCCACAGGAGACCGAGACGGAGGGGAACCUGAAGAUUCACUGAAAGAUGAUGACGUCAAGCCGAGGAAACGGAAGAGAAGGAAGCGAAAGGAGGAUGACGAAAAUCAGGCCAAAGACUCCCGCGAUGCUGACGAUGAUGAUGAUGCUGAUGCGAGCGAUGAAGAGUAUCAGGAUCCAUUGAUAGAGGAGUCGAUAUCCACCUUUCGUUUCUUUUUGCAAUCGGUCUGGUCCGAAGAUGCCAUGUUUAUGAAUUACUUGGAAGGUGUCCAGUUUGCAUCGGCCUGUGCCGACUUGGUGUCCUCUCAUCAACGGCCGCCUACAGUGCGCGAAAUGAAAAUGAUCCUGAGGCAACAAGCUGCUGUCAUGACCGUACGGGGUGCUGCCAGAGAGGAAUUCUUGACAUCCAUGGAAAUGUCACGCUUCUAA